Molecule: messenger RNA, 950 nt
Organism: Anopheles merus
Lineage: Eukaryota; Metazoa; Arthropoda; Insecta; Diptera; Culicidae
Exons: 2
Coding region: 287-742 (151 amino acids)
Source: RefSeq, a predicted model, not a curated record
AAGCCUUUGCAACACUUUCGCACACAUUCCGCCAGAGCAAAAAUCUAAAAAAAUCGCCCUUUUCAUCAAAACGUUUAAUUUAUUUCUCUACCCUCAACUACAGCUGACAUUGCGGAGUACGUCAAGCCGCUGAUAAUUUGUUUACCUUCGUCGCUGCCAGAAGAAUUAUUACACAACCCACAAAGGGCCCGUGUUUUUCGUCGGUGUGCAUCGUCGCUGCAGUUUAAAGGCCGCACGGUAUUUCACUUGCAUCGCAUCUCCCCGCCCGCAAAGCGCACCUACCAGGAUGCCGGAAGCCAACCUGCCGAUCGUGAACACGCUGCGCCUGCGGCCACUGACGAAGGAAAACAUCCUCUACUACUACUUUCCGCUGAAGGGCAUGCUCAGCUAUGCGGCACUGUCCGUCAACGUAAUGAACCCUUCGAUUGCGAUCAAACUGCUACCAAAGCGUGACGUGACCAACUUCCUGUUGCUCCACACCGUCCUCGGCACGACGCUGUUCAUGUACAGCCGGCCGCACCUGAAGGCGGUGCCAUCGAACAAACGGGUGGCGUACAGCAUUUGCGGCUCGGUGCUGUUCAGCUUCGGCUCGGUGCUGGUGUGGGCCGUCAUCCGGUCGGCCGUGCCGCGCAACCAGGGUCUUGCCACCGUGCUCGGCCUGUCGUCCGGUCUGUUGAUGGCCAAGCUGGGCUACGACUACAUGGACAACAACGACAGUCUAGCGGUAGCGAAGAAGAACUAAGCUACGUGAAGGGUUUCGUUUAAUUUCACCCCGCCCCCCAACAACUAUUGAGUCAUUUACAUCGCAGACCCUUUGCCAUUGCCGGGCAGGAGAAGGAAGACUGCAAUCGGAGCAAUCGAAAAAUGUGGCAGAAAUUGUGCGCUGCAGUUUGAUUUAGUUGAAACAUUCGGCAAAAUACACCAAGAUUGUUGCUAUUUCUAUUACCUUA